GGUGGAGUCUGGCUCAGCAAUGCCUGUGCCCACCUGUGCUUGAAGUGUGCACCCCACAGGCGUCCUUGAGCCCCGAGUGCCCCACUUUUGUGUCCUGUGAAGCCGCUUCAUCACAAUCCCAGCACUCUUGGGAACCAGUGGCCUUUGUGGAUAUAGCUGUGAUCUUCACUGUAGAAGAGUGGACGAUGUUGGAUGAUAGGCAAAAGAAACUCUACAGAGAUGUGAUGAAGGAAACAUUUUUGAACCUGCUCUCCAUAGAGGAAACACUAGAAGAAAGUAUUGAAGAGGACCACAGAGAUCUCAACAGAAAUCUGGGAACUCAAAUGGUUGAGAAAGACUGUGGAUAUCAGAGUGAUACUGAGUAUAAUGAAAACCAGGAAUCUACUCCAAAGAAUAUGGUUAAUAAAGACAUGCCUCCUGCAAAAACAGUAUAUGAAAGCAGGUUACAUGAAAGGAACAUCAUUGGUCAUUCAUCCUUACAAGGUUAUCAAAGAGACCAAAGUAGAAGCAAUGAAUUUCAGUGUAAGGAAGCUGUGGUGAAGUCUUUUAAACCAACAAAACAUUGGGAAGAUAUCAGUCAGGUACUUGAAACAUCUACUAGAGACAAAUCUUAUAAAAACCUUCAGGUACUUGAAACAUCUCCUAGAGACAAAUCUUAUCAAAACCAACAAUGUAAUGAAGCCUGUAGGAGUCUUCCUUCUGAUCAGCCUCAGGAGAGAACUCACACUGGAGAUAAACUCAGUGAGAACAUCUUAAAGAGAUGUACACAUGGCCAGAAAGAUCACAGAAUCCAUAAAAGAGUGAAACCCUUUGUGUGUAAUUUCUGUGAAGACGCUUUCAUUGAUUCCAGUGACCUCGUCAACCAUGAAAAAAGUCAUCUUGGAGAGAGAAGUUACAUUUGUAAGCAAUGUGGGAAAACAUUUAAGUAUGUGAAGUAUUUUAAGAAACAUAAAGUAACUGACAGAGAACUAAAGCCUGAUGCAUGUAAGCACUGUGGAAAAACUUUCACCAUUCCCAGUCUGCAUAACUGCCACUUACAAAUUCAUAAUGUAAAUAAGCCUUUUUAUGCCUGUAAACAUUGUGGAAAGGCUUUCAACAGAUCCAAGCACUGUAAAAUUCAUGAAAGAACUCACACCGGAGAGAAGAUUUAUGCAUGUAAACAUUGUAGGAAAGUCUUCAGCACUUCUUAUUAUCGUAACAUUCAUGAAAGGAUUCAUACUGGAGAGAAGCCUUACUCGUGUAAACAUUGUGGAAAAGCCUUUACCCGCUCCAUUUAUCUUAAAAGACAUGAAAGCGUUCACACUGGAGAUAAGCCUUAUGCAUGUAAGCAUUGCGGGAAAAGCUUCUCCAGCUCGUAUUAUCGUAACGUUCAUGAAAGAAUCCACUCUGAAAAGAAGCUUUAUGCAUGUUAGCAUUGUGGGAAAGCCUUCACUAGUUCUCAUCAAAAGAGACAUGAAAGAUUCACACUGAAAAGCUUUAUUUAUGUAAUCAUUGUUGAAAGGCCUUGAGUAGUUCUACAUACCAUACCAUUCAUGAAAGAAUUCAUACUGGUGGGCUGGAGAGAUGGCUCAGAGGUUAAGAGCACUACCUGCUCUUCCAGAGGUCCUGAGUUCAAUUCCCAGCAACCACAU
Messenger RNA from Myodes glareolus (Bank vole), 1631 nucleotides. The record is from RefSeq and is a predicted model, not a curated record. Lineage: Eukaryota; Metazoa; Chordata; Mammalia; Rodentia; Cricetidae.